This is a messenger RNA of Linum trigynum, 3935 nucleotides long. Lineage: Eukaryota; Viridiplantae; Streptophyta; Magnoliopsida; Malpighiales; Linaceae. The record is from the annotation of a GenBank genome assembly.
UCCUCGUCGUCUGCAGAGUCUCUCCCGUCGGACUCUCCUCAAAUUUUUUUCCCUCCGGGAUGCAAGGUACUUCCCGCCCUCCUUUUUUGCUGUUGCUGUUAAUCUAUCUUCUCUCUUCAGUAUUCCCGACCACUUGCAUUUAGAUUGUCUUCUCUCUUCAGAGUGUAUCCCAAUCCCAACUACUUAACUUUGUUGCUGGACGACUUGAAAUUGAAGGUAUAUAGUCAAGAGCUGGUGGGUACAGUAUAUGCAUGGUCAAAAUUAGCGAGAAAAAGAAAAACACGUAGAUGAAGCGAUCGUCAAUACUCGAUAAUUACUUCGUUUGGUGAGUUUGCUGAUGCAAAAGGUCUUUUAACUUUUUGUAAUUCUGGGACCAACUUAAUGCAACAGCAGCAACCAAGCAAUGCAGCAUAUUGCAUACACAGCGGCGACCGAGCUGAGAGUUCUUUUUUGGAAUAUAAAUGGUAAUUUUUUUAUCAUCAAAACGCGCGUGUGUCCCGAAUCCGUGUCUAUAUGUGGCAAAUAGAUUGGUAGAUUGAAUUGGUUGAUCAAAUGGAUUCAGGGGCGGAGCUACAGCUGCUCUUGUUCUGAGGUUACGUAUAAGCUCGACGGUGUUUAGAAAAAUUUCGUAUGAACUAAAAUGGACUUAUAAAUAUAUUAUUGUUUUGUUGUAUAAUAUAUGAAAAUUCACUUAGUCUAGCGGACGGAAUGCUCAAGUGUUGAAGCAUUUCUUUUAUUUUUUUUCACCAGUUUUGAUGGGUUUUUUUUACGAUAUCCAGUUUUGAUGUUGUUGAACCAUUAAGUUCUUCUGCUUACAAAAAUUCAAGAAUACUUUUGGAUAGUUGAUGAGUAAUUUUUUCUCCAAAUAUUUAUAUAAGUACACACUCAAUUUUCAAUUCCAAAAAUAUGAUGGAUUAUACAAUAUUGCAAUGCAUUCUAAAUCUGUUUAUUUUAUUUUAACUUUAUAUCAAACUUUAAGUGAUAAUAUGACAUGGUCGUCAUUAAUUUUACAAUUUGAAAAUAGGAUCAUUGAAAUUCAUUAUUGUAUUGUUAUUAAUAUUAAUAACAACGAAAAAAUUCAUGAUUAAUUAAUUUAUUUAUUUUGAAUUUAUAUUGAACCCACCAUACUACAAAUUUUUAGUUUAGAUCUUAUGUUGAGUGUUUUAACAUCUUAAAAAGUGCAGUUAUCAUAAUAUUAGAAAUAAUUUACCUUUUUAUAUUUUGAUUAAUUUUAUUGCCUUUAUGCCCUAACAUAAUAAGAAUUUUCGGCCCCCCCCGAACGCCAAAUUCUGGCUCCGCCUCUGAAUGGAUUGAUGAAUUGAGUCAUGGAUUCAAGUGACAUCCAAAUAUUGGACGAAUAUAAAAAUUUUGAAAAGUUCAAAUGCUAGCUAAAAUAUUAAAAUAAAAAAAAAAGGUACGAACUUGUAAAAUAUAAAUAUAUAUAAGUACUAAAUUAUAAUUUGCCAGCAAUCCAUAAAUCCAACAAUCAAAUAGAUUUGGAUAAAAUAGAUUGAAUUCGUUAGAUAUUUAAGUGGAUGGAUUGUUUUAGAUACAAAUUUGUCACCACUCUGUGUUACUCUUUUAUAUCUGCUGACUCUUUGAUUCGUCAUUCAAAGUUGAUGUUGCAGCACCAUAGUUUUUGUUCUCCAUUUGAACACCAUUGUGGGUUCUUUUGUUCCUGACUAGUUUGGCUUGAGAUAUUUAAUUUGUUCGUUCUUCUGCAGCAGCUAAGAUGAAGGGAGGUGGUUCCAAAGUGAAGGUGAAGGGUCGAGAUUUAACUUUCAUCUUAAUCGUGCUUGUAUGCACAACCAUCAUUAUGCUGUCAUGGGAGAGAACCCCAGUGCUUCUUUCCGCCUCACUUCUUCCUGCCAAAGAUCUCUUCUUGUCUUUCCUACCAAGCAUCCAGUUUGCAGAGAUAUCGCCAAACUUAACUGAUAUGGAGAAGAAAGAUAAAGUCGUCUUCACAGAAGCAGCAGGCGAAGAAGAUCAAACUGCAGAAAAGGCUCCAAGUUUGAGAGAAGCUGCACAAGGAGAUCCUAAUCACAGUUUGAAUAUGACAUCACAAGGAGCUGUUGACCAGAAUACAUCGGUAGUAGGAGAUAAACAAGUUUGUAACUAUGGAAAAGGGAAGUGGGUGAGAGAUGACAACGUGACUUUAUAUUCUGGAUUUGAUUGCAAGCAAUGGCUAGCACCAGGAUGGGCCUGUCGGACGAUGCCACGGACUGAUUUUUCUUAUGAGAUGCUCAGAUGGCAACCAAAAGAUUGUCAGUUGCAGCGGUUCAACGGCGAUGAGUUCUUGAAAAGGAUGCAGGGCAAGACCAUAGCUUUCGUUGGAGAUUCAUUAGGCGGCGAGCAGUUCCAGUCACUAAUGUGUAUGAUCACCGGAGGGUCGGAAAGCAACGACGUCCUCGACGUCGGAGCUGAGUACGGAUUCACCAUCCCUGAACACGGCCGUGUUGUCAGAAAUGAAAACGGCCGUCCUGACGGGUGGGCGUACAGGUUCACCACCACAAACACCACCGUCCUGCAUCACUGGUCAGCUUGCCUCUGCGACCUGGAACCGAUCGUCACCGAGGAUCCAAACAAGCGACACCACUACUACGCAAUGCACCUCGAUCGACCGCCAUCGUUCCUGCGCGAAAACCUGCACCGCAUUCACGUCCUGGUGAUGAACACGGCCUACCACUGGACCCGGCAGAAGCUGAUUCGGAACCGGUGGGUGAUGCACGUUGGUGGCAUCAGGAAGACCAACGAGACGCUGAGAACACUCGGGGAGGCCAAGAACUUCACGAUUCACAGCGUUGUUGGUUGGGUGAACAGCCAGCUGCAGGAGAAUCCGCAGUUGCAGGCUUUCUACCGGAGCAUUUCUCCCAGGCACUUCUCCGGUGGGGAUUGGAACACUGGCGGUUCUUGUGACAACACCACACCGAGGUACGUAGGAAAGGAGGUAGUGGAAGCAGUGUCAAGCGACCACGUCUCGAGGAGUGCGGUGCAGGGAACAGGGGUGAAGCUUUUGGAUAUAACGUCUCUGUCCAGUGUUAGGGAUGAGGGUCAUAUAUCGAGGUACAGCCUGACGGCGAAACCAGGUGUGCAGGAUUGCUUGCAUUGGUGCCUGCCUGGCGUUCCUGACACAUGGAACGAAAUCCUUGUUGCACAAAUCAAAUAAAACGGCUACUUGUGUAAGUUAGUUCCUCAGAUUCAUACAGUUAGUUAGUUGCUUUGGGGAAGAAGAAGAAGAAGAACCGAUCCAAGCUCUUUUCGAGGCUGUGAGGAGAAGGUUUGGUUUGUGAAUCAAAGGGGGUGACUUGGUAGUUAGGAUUUUGAUGCAUUUAAUCAACUUAUGUAUGUAAUACUAAUUAGAUGUAUUGUGUAGACGUAUGAAUUUGAAAAAAACAUAUUGUUUGUCUAUCUACAGAUUCACUGUGAAAUGACCCAAUUAUCCCUCAUUUACUUCUACACACUCCUAAUUUUAGUUUUAAUGAUUUUAUGUAUCAAAUCAAUUAAUUAAAAAAACUAUACUCCACGUGACAUUCCGACUUCACCCUUAAUCAGUUUCCCCACGAUGAUCAGUUCUCUCUACUCCAGCCGCUGACGAGGAGAUGUGGGGACCAACCAACGUCGACCCCGCUACCAAACUAUAGCGAGCAUAAAAAUCUCUAUCAGCCGAACCAAAUAUCUAUCUUUAAAGGGGGGGGUUCACUUAUAUGUUCUUAGGGUAAAUUGCAAGUUUGGUCACUGGGUUUACCAAAAAGGUUCAUGUUUGGUCACUAAAAAUAUUUAACUCAAUUCAUGGUCACUAAAAUUAGUUCAAUAAUCCGAAUUUGGUCACUCUCCGUCCAACUCCGUUAACUUUAGCUGAUGUGGCGGUCAAAUCUCAUAAUUGACCGUUAAUAAGUGAUGUGGCAAUUAAAAAUUAAUAAAAUUGAAUAUUUUAA